This is a messenger RNA of Stegodyphus dumicola, 3524 nucleotides long. RefSeq lists its product as uncharacterized. Gene Ontology annotation, cellular component: chromosome, centromeric region; nucleus; spindle pole. Gene Ontology annotation, biological process: metaphase chromosome alignment; regulation of G2/M transition of mitotic cell cycle; mitotic cell cycle. Gene Ontology annotation, molecular function: dynein complex binding; microtubule binding. Lineage: Eukaryota; Metazoa; Arthropoda; Arachnida; Araneae; Eresidae. The record is from RefSeq and is a predicted model, not a curated record.
AUGGGUACGUAUGGCAUGGGAGAGAUCAAUGACAAAGAAAAUGCAGAUGGGCCAGGUAGUUGCAAUGAUGGUGUUGAUGAAGGAAAGCAGCAAUAUGUUCAACUGGAACGUCAACUGCAAUCAUUAGCUGAUACUAAUAAAAGCUUUGAAAAUAAGACAUCAAAGCUGCAAAAUGAAAUCCAGAGUAGAGACCUGAGAAUUAAUAGUUUGGAAGGCCUAUUAUCUCAAGCUAAGAAAGAGAACUCCAGACUUCAGCAAUUAGGAAAGGAUAUUGAAGAAUUACAAUGCUUGAAAGAAUCAGCGCAGCAAGAAGUGAAAAAACUGAAGCAAGAGCAAAAUGUUGGGAAGAAGGAUUGUGUUAUUUCGGAAUUAGAGCAGCAAAUCAAAGAUCUACAGAAGUCUCAGAAUAGAGAAACUUCUUUGAUGGAUAUAUCAGAUGUCAAAGAGAAUAUUAAAAAUAUCAUCAAUACUAGUUGCACUCAAGAUUACCAGUCUUUUGAAUUAGAUUCUUUAAAAGAAAAAGUAUCAGAACAAGAAACCAUAAUAAAAGAGCUCAGGAAAAAGUUAAAUACGCAAGACCGGGCACUUUCGGAAUCAGUUCCUAGUACCCCUGGCAGAGUAAGAGGGUCAUUUGUAGAUUCACCUCCAAAGUCUGCCAAGAAGUCUGCUUGGAAUAGUUGUGGUUCAACCCCUAUGAAAGAGUAUCGAGGAUUUAGGCACCAUAGUGAUUCUUCAACUUUCAGCAGUACAGAAGAAGAAAAAAUUCAGUUCCUUCAACUGCGAGUCAAACAAUUAUGUCAAGAGCUGGAGUGUCAGAGACAUAAUUCAGAAGCUUCUAAAAAUAGUCUUGAGCAGAAAAUGAAAGAAAAAGAAAAUGCCUUAAAAGCAGAAAUAAAACAUCAAGCUCAAGUAAUUGCUGACUUGGAUAAAGAACUGAAAGAAAUUAGAAACAAAUAUCAGCAAGAUAUUUCUCAGGCCAGCAAAAAAUUAGAUCUCACAACUCUUCAGUUAAGCAAAGCAGAACAAGUUAAGGUGCAACUGGAAGCUGACAAAAAGAGCCUUGAUAUGAAAAUAAAUGCUUAUGAAUUUUCACUAAAACAAAAAGAGGAAGAACUGGAAGAGAUUCAAAAAGCAAAGUUCUCUUGUGAAGCAAAAAUGCAAGCUCUCAUUUCAGAAAACUCAGAGUUAGAAAAAUCAUGUAAAGUUCUGCAAGACAAAAACAAUUCUUUGACUGAAGAAAUGAAAACUCUUCAAUUACAACUAGAGGGCAGCAAUAACCUAGUGAAAGAAAAAGAAAAUGCUUACCAUAAUAUCAAAAAGGAACUGGAAAUUCUCUCAAAAUCACAUGGAUUAUUAGAAGCCAAAGCACAACAACAGGAAGAUAAAGUUGCUGUAACUAAAGCUGAAAAUGUUCAUUUAGAAGCCAAAAUUUGUGACUAUUCUUUAAAAGAAGGCAUACUAAAUGAGAAAAUUGAAAUUCUGGAAAAGGAGAAGAAGGAAAUUCUGACGAAAAUUGCUGUUGAAUCUAAUAAUGUGCAAAUACUGGAGUCGAAGAUUACAGCACUUACUUUAACUCUGAAUGAAGUUGAAGGUAAUUUGUCUUCAAAGGUAGCAGAUUUUGAAAAUUUGAGCAAAGAAAUGUUGAACUCAAGAGAUUCUUAUGAGAAGAAAGUAAGAGAAUUAGAAGAUGCAAUUGCUGCAGCUGUUGCAGAAAACAAAGCUCUAGAAGCCAAAAUUGAAGAUUAUUCUUCAAGUGAAGUCAUGUUAAAGGAAAAAAUUGAACUUCUGGAGAGAGAUAAGAAAGAAAUGCUAAACGAAGCUGCUGUUAAAACUGGUAAAGUUCUAGCUUUGGAGUCCAACAUUAAGGAGCUAAAUACCACAUUGAAUAAAGCUCAAGAAGACCUUUCCUUUAAAGCUGAAGAAUUAGAAUAUCUAAGCCAGGAAAUGGCAAACUUAAAAGAUAUCUAUCAGGCCAAAGCACAUGAAUUGGAAGAUGCAGUUGCUGCAACAAAAGCUGAGAAUGAUAACCUUAAAGAAAAAGUUGCUGAUUAUUCUUUGAAUGAAGGCAUACUAAAAGAGAAAAAUGAAAUUCUGAAAAAGGAAAAGAAGGAAUUUUUGAUGAAAAUUGCUAUUGAAUUUGAUAAUAAGCAAGCACUGGAGUCAAAGAUUGAGGAACUAACUUUAACUCUGAAGAAACAUGAAGAUGAUUUAUCUUCAAAGGUAGCAGAUUUUGAAAAACUGAGCAAAGAAAUGUUAAAUACAAAAGAUUCUUAUGAGAACAAAGUCGGAGAAUUACAAGAUGCAGUUGCUGCAGCUGUGGCAGAAAACAAAACUCUAGAAGCCAAAAUUGAGGAAUAUUCUACGAGUGAAGCCAUGUUAAAGGAGAAAAUUGAACUUCUGGAGAAAGAGAAGGAAAAAGUUCUAAACGAUGCUGCUGCUGAAGGUGGUAAAGUUCUAACUCUGGAGUCCAACAUUAAGGAGCUAAAUAAUGCAUUGAAUAAAGCUCAAGAAGACCUUUCCUUAACAGCUGAAGAAUUAGAACACCGAAACCAGGAAAUAUCAAAUUUAAGAAAGAUAUAUGAGCUUUCAUUCUUUUAUAAACACAACAAAGUUGGAGAAUUAGAAGAUGAAAUUGCUGCAGCUGUGGUGGAAAAUAAAACUCUAGAAGCCAAAAUGGAAGAAUAUUCCUUGUGUGAAGCCAUAUUAAAGGAGAAAAUUGAGGUUCUGGAGAAAGAGAAGAAAGAAGCUGUAAACGAAGCUGCUGCUGAAGCUGGUAAUGUUCUAACUUUGAAGGCCAACAUUAAGGAGCUAAAUACCGCAUUGAAUAAAGCUCGAGAAGACCUUUCCGUAAAAGCUGAAGAAUCAGAACAUCUAAGCCAGGAAAUGACAAACUUAAAAGAUACGUAUUAUAACAAAGUCCGGGAAUUAGAAGAUGUAGUUGCUGCGGCUGUGGCAGAAAGCAAAACUCUAGAAGCAAAAAUUCAAGAAUAUACUUUGAAUGAAACCAUAUUAAAGGAGAAAAUUGCACUUCUGGAGAAAGAAAAGGAAGAAGUUCUAAACGAAGCUGCUGUUGGAGGUGGAAAAGUUCUUACUCUGGAGUCCAAUAUUAGGGAGCUAAAUAUUGCAUUGAAUGAUGCUCAAGAAGUCCUUUCCUCAAAAUCAGAACAAUUAGAACAUUUAAGCCGGGAAAUAUCAAAUUUAAAACAGAUGCACGAGAACAAAGUCCGAGAAUUAGAAGAUGUAGUUGCUGCGGCUGUGGGAGAAAGCAAAACUCUGGAAGACAAAAUUGAAGAAUAUUCUUUGAAUGAAGCCAUGUUAAAGGAGAAAAUUGAACUUCUGGAGAAAGAAAAGGAAGAAAUUCUAAACGAUAGUGCUACUGUAAGGCGGCAAAGUUCUAUUUCUGGAGUCCUAACAUUGAAGAGCUUAAUACCGCAUUGAAUGAAGCUCAAGAAGUCCUUUCCUUAAAUAUUGAAAAAUUGGAACAUCUAAGCCAGGAAAUAUCACAUUUAAAAGAAUUGCAUGAG